GUAGUCAGAAAAGGAAGCAAACAGAUAAAAGUAGUGGCGAGAGCGGGAGUGAUAGCGGCGGGGAAGAAAAGUCAAAACAAAAUGUCAGUUCUUGCGGCUCUAGCGCCCCAGUCGUUUUGGAUACACCGAGUCAAUCUUCACUACCGUCAGGAUCCGGCAAAACAUUUGAUGAAUCCUAUUAUGAAAAUGACCUUGGUAACUGGGUUGGACGUUCAUUUAGUAUGACUUCAGUUCAAAGAAGAGAAGUUUUGAAAAACUGCUGGUCUCCACCUGCCAGUUAUGACUUUUCCAAGGAUGCUGUUCAGUUGAAGAGGAAAUUUAAAUUCUGCUGA
Acanthoscelides obtectus is the source of this 332-nucleotide messenger RNA. The record is from the annotation of a GenBank genome assembly. Lineage: Eukaryota; Metazoa; Arthropoda; Insecta; Coleoptera; Chrysomelidae.